Molecule: messenger RNA, 747 nt
Organism: Lactuca saligna
Lineage: Eukaryota; Viridiplantae; Streptophyta; Magnoliopsida; Asterales; Asteraceae
Source: the annotation of a GenBank genome assembly
AUGGGAGAAGAAAAUGAGAAUUUUAAAGGAGAAGAGAACAAAAAGGAAAAAAAAGAUGGGGGAGCUAAAGCUAUUAAAGGAGCAGGUGGUGAGGAAGAUGAAACUGAUAAUAAUGAUCAAGGUUUGGAUGACAUGAAUUUUCAUGAUGAAGGUGUUGAAAAUGAUAAAGGUGGUGAUGAUGAAGAAGAACAAAACGAUAAAGGAGGUGUGGAGGGGAAGAAUAUAGAAGGGAAGAAUGCUAAGAAAGGAGAAGGAAGAACUGAAUUGAUAGGAACAAAUGAUGUUCAUGGAAAAGAGUUUAACAAUACUAAAAUCUUAAAUGAUGAAGAAGUCAAUUCUGCUUAUGACAAGAGCUUGAAAGAAUACAAAGAUCAAAAAGAAAAGAGUAUGAUGCCCUCGUAUGACCUCAACAUAAGCCAGUUGACACCCCCAGACAUGAAAGAGAAUAUUGGUGAAGAAGAAAAAGAUAAAGGUAAAAAAGAAGUUGUGAAAGAUGUACCAAAUCCAAAACGAGAGAGCCAACCGACGAUACAAUUUAUGAUUUCAAAAAAUCAAAAUAAAGAGUCUUUGCCUGAGGUUACAGAAAAUCAAAAUAUAACUCAACAACCUCGGCAACAAAGAAAGAAUAAGACAUACGAAUUAAUGAGGUCUCCAUAUAAAGAGAGAGCGAUUUGCUUGAAAACAAAAUUAACAACAGAAGAAGAAAUGUUUGGUGAAUGGUUGUUCAAUUUGCAAGGAAUUGCAUAG